Messenger RNA from Alternaria rosae, 870 nucleotides. RefSeq lists its product as uncharacterized. The record is from RefSeq and is a predicted model, not a curated record. Gene Ontology annotation, biological process: mitotic actomyosin contractile ring assembly. Bases 120 to 557 code for a protein of 145 amino acids. The transcript has 3 exons. Gene Ontology annotation, cellular component: myosin II complex. Gene Ontology annotation, molecular function: calcium ion binding. Lineage: Eukaryota; Fungi; Ascomycota; Dothideomycetes; Pleosporales; Pleosporaceae.
AACAUGGUGUCAACAGAUCCCCUUCACUUCAGCAGCAGCAACAACACACCGACCGAGCGCUUCAACCCACAACAACCACCCCGCUACCAGCAACUUGACAACACACGAAUAAAAGAGCAAUGAAUAACAGUAAUCAGGCCUCUACAAACUACCGCGAAGCUUUCCAGCUCUUCGACAAGCGCGGCAACGGCCGUGUCGACCGCAGCGCACUGGGCGACCUCCUCCGCGCAUGUGGCCAAAACCCUACGCUGGCUGAGAUUGCCGACCUCGAGCGUGGUGUUGGUGCAGACUUCGACUUCGACACCUUCUCCAAGAUCCUCAACCGCCCCGGCGGCUUCCGCGAACCCUUUGACAUUGAAGAGUACAUCCGCGGCUUCCAGGUCUUUGACAAAGACCGGAGUGGCUUUGUCGGCAAGGGUCAGAUCAAGUACAUUCUGACCAACUUGGGCGAGAAGAUGAGCGAGGAGGAGGUCGAUGAGCUGUUCAAGAGCACGAUCGAUGCCAGCAAUAACGAGGUGGACUACAGGGAGUUCGUCAAGACGAUUGCGGAGAACUAGACCGCGGUCCUUGCGAUCCUUCGUUUCUUCGUCCCCAUCUUCUUCUCCUCCAUUAGGAUUUUACGCGAGCAUGUCUGAAACGGGUCACGGUUUUUUUGCAUGCGGAUAACGUUGGCGUUGGAACUGUCUUAACAUGAUAUAUAUACACUUCUUUGAUAUCUGCACAGUAGGGCUGCAGGGCAUGGAAGUCAGAUAGCUGCGAGCAGCGAAUCAAGAUGCGAAGACAAUAUGAUAAUGAGUCGAGUAAUGCUAGUCACGCAUGUGCAAGUGAAAUGUUGUUGUAAACAGGGAAUGCAACUCUGUUUUUGGAUCC